Sander lucioperca (pikeperch) is the source of this 4559-nucleotide messenger RNA. RefSeq names its product transcriptional enhancer factor TEF-1-like. Gene Ontology annotation, cellular component: transcription regulator complex. The record is from RefSeq and is a predicted model, not a curated record. Lineage: Eukaryota; Metazoa; Chordata; Actinopteri; Perciformes; Percidae. Gene Ontology annotation, molecular function: RNA polymerase II cis-regulatory region sequence-specific DNA binding; DNA-binding transcription factor activity, RNA polymerase II-specific. Gene Ontology annotation, biological process: regulation of transcription by RNA polymerase II; hippo signaling; embryonic organ development. Bases 403 to 1689 code for a protein of 428 amino acids. The transcript has 12 exons.
UCACUCUAUUUCAUCCAUCCAGGGUGACGCCAGUCCCUCUCACCCCGCCCCGUUCAACUCAGUCCACUGCGUUCAUUUCAUUCCUGCUCCCAUUCCGCGCAUAUUUCGCAUCCUUGGAGAGACGCUGCGCAUUUUACGCACUCAGCGCGCCCGAUCCUUCAUCAAACCAAAACCGUGAGGAGACUCUGGAGUUGGCGGAGUGCUUCCCGAUGCUGUAGCGACUCCGAUCCAUGGAAAAGUGUGGGAAUUAAUCCAUUAAGAGGCGUAUGAAUCGAGGGUUCCUGCUGUCUGAAGUUGGAUUUGGACCAGCCUGCUGAGUUGUCUAGUCUACCAGCAACUUUUAGUAUUAUUAUUGGUAGUUUAAUUAUUGGUAGCAUUUGGGAUUACCGUUGAAGCAGCAGUAUGGAACGCAGUAGCUGGAGCGGCAGUGAGAGCCCAGGCGACGACAUGGAACGAUUAAGUGACUCAGGAGGAGAUAAGACCAUGGACGGGGACCCUGAGGGAGUCUGGAGCCCCGACAUUGAGCAGAGCUUCCAGGAGGCCCUGGCCAUCUACCCACCUUGUGGAAGGAGGAAGAUUAUACUGUCAGAUGAAGGAAAGAUGUACGGUCGAAAUGAGCUGAUAGCCAGAUACAUCAAGCUUCGAACAGGCAAGACGCGGACAAGGAAACAGGUAUCCAGUCAUAUCCAGGUUUUAGCCAGAAGAAAAUCCAGGGAGUUUCAAUCAAAACUGAAGGACCAGAAUGCCAAGGAAAAGGCAAUGCAAAGCAUCUCCUCCAUGUCCUCGGCUCAGAUUGUCUCAGCCACCGCCAUACACAGCAAACUCCUGCCUGGAAUAGUACGGGCCAGCUUCCCCAGCAACGCCCAGCUGUGGCAGGGGAUGAUUCCUGGAGGACAGUCUACCUCCAACACAGAAGAUAUUAAGCCGUUCUCUCAGCAAGCCUACAAUGUGCAGACAGCAGGGACCCCCACAAUCUCAGGCUAUGAGCCUCCCAAUGCAGCCCAAACACACAGAGAGCCAGCGUGGCAGGGUCGCUCCAUUGGCACCACCAAACUACGACUGGUAGAGUUUGCAUCUUUCCUAGAGACACAGAGGGACCAGGAGGCAUAUAACAAGCACCUGUUUGUGAACAUCAGCCAGAGCAGCCCGAGCUACAGCGACCCCCUGCUGGAGUGUGUGGACAUCAGGCAAAUAUAUGACAAGUUCCCCGAGAAGAAGGGCGGCCUCAAGGAGCUCUUUGGCAAGGGCCCGCAGAACGCUUUCUACCUGAUCAAAUUCUGGGCGGAUCUGAGUUAUAAUGUACAGGACGACCCAGCUGCCUUCUACGGCGUCACCAGCCAAUAUGAGAGCUCAGAGAACAUGACCAUCACCUGCUCCACCAAGGUCUGCUCCUUUGGCAAGCAGGUGGUCGAGAAGGUGGAGACGGAGUACGCAAGGUUUGAAAACGGGCGCUUUAUCUACAGAAUCAGUCGCUCUCCGAUGUGUGAAUACAUGAUCAACUUCAUCCACAAGCUCAAACACCUGCCUGAGAAAUACAUGAUGAACAGUGUGCUGGAGAACUUCACUAUUCUGCUGGUUGUGAGCAACAGAGACACUCAGGAGACCUUGCUGUGUAUGGCGUGUGUAUUUGAGGUGUCCAACAGUGAACACGGAGCUCAGCACCACAUCUAUCGACUCAUCAAGGAAUAACACACACACUUAUACACACGCACACAUAUAGCCUUUUUAUUGGUGAUUAAUGGUGACAUUGGAGGUAAAAUGUCAAAAAACGGAAUCCUACAAAAGUGUCUUUCAGCCAAACAACUCGACUUAGUGAGUAAGGAAAUGGCUGCAUUUGCACUGCUGCUCACAACACACCACAACAAGAAUUGGGUCAUUAUUAUUUAACAUCGGAUAUGAUGCAGUAUGCUGCAGAAUCCUCAUCAGCAGGAACAUCCCCACAUAUAAAUCUUAACUCCAGCCUGAAUAUCUGUUGUUGAUUAGCUGUAAAAACCACAGUGAUCCAACACAUCAGAAUCGACCUGGGUGGUUUUUCCAAAAACAUCCCGACUCUGAUAUCACCUGGAGAUGUCAUGUCUCCUGCUAAUUGGUUUAUUCCUCUCUUUCUCCCAGUACAUUUGUAUUUUGCUGUUCUGUAGAUGGAAAUGAAAGUAGUACUUCUGUCAGGUGCUUUUGGGAAAGUCAACCCAGGGCCGAAAAACAAAUCUAACAAUUUCCGCCCCCAUGUGACAAACGUGUGUGUUAUCUGCCAAGAUAAAGGUCAGACCCUGUGUAUCAUUAAUAACCAGAGAAGAAAAUAACACUACUAAAUUAUCAUAUAGUACAGUAUAGAGGUGGUUUUGUACAGAUAGCCACUGCAAAUUGUGAGCUGCAAUCUUGCACAAAAAAGAGGUUUGUUCCCAAAGAAAAUAAAUCAAAGUUUUACCUUUUUGUAUGUACUCUUUAAAAAAAAAAAGAAGAAUAGCUUCGAAACUUUGGGAAAUUGUUUAUUGAUAGUAGCAUAUAGACUAUAUUUUAAUUCCAGGAACACUAUCUAAAAUGUAUGUUAAUAAGAAAGUAUAAUUGAAAUUAAACAAUACAGGUACCUUUUUGUGUAAGUUGACUCUUCAUCAAGAUUGAAUAAAUAAAAAGGCAUGUUAAAGCUAUAAUCCUUAAUAUUUCAGUUCUGGCUGUUUUGGCCCUAAAGACAAAUACAGUAUGCUUCCUGUCAGUGCUUCACAAUAAAAGGCACUACAUGUUUUGUCAGUUGAGGGCUUUUAAUAUGAAGCGGCAUCAGUAGGAAAUGUUGGGUUAGUACUGGCAGGUUUGAUUUCAUGAACAGCUUAAGGAUUAUAAUUUUAAAUAUCAAAUAUAUUGUGGUCAAUCUAUUGGGAAGCACUGUGAAUCUUUAAAACAACAUAAUUCAUGGUGUACAAGGUAAGGAAACUUUUCAAACUGUUAUAAAAAAUUCUGAUCAGGUUUUACUUACGAAUUAAACUUAGCUUAGUUCAAUAUGCUUGCACCAGCUGAAUUAAGCUUUAACAUGUCCAUACAUGUUAUAUCCAUAUUUAAAUGGAAGAUUAUCCUGACCAGAAGCCAUGGCACCUGCUUUUCAUUUUGAAAAAAAGGGAUGAGACACAGUUCCCUUUAAUUAGUCCAGGACUUGUUUCUUCCAGUCAGAUGAUAUUAUGUCAGAAUUGUGAUGGUGUACUAUAGCAGGUGAUGAUUGGUGGUUUGUAUGUGUCAUACCCAGCAGCAUGAAGUGCCUUUGGUUUGUAACAGCAGUAUACAUUUCUAAUCUGUUUCAUGAAAGUCCUGAUACUUUGGUGUUGUUAAUGGUCUAUAGAAAGUCAUUUUAGUGAAUGGUUAAUUAUCCAAAUUCCAUAUUUAAAGGGGCUGUACUUAUUAUAUUCUUCACUCUUUCAUGUUACUUGAUAUAACAAAGAUAACCCGGACUAUGACGGACUAUUAACCAUUUAUUAGCACAACAGCAUGUGUUCACAGCAGCAUGGCUAACACCAACAACGGGAGCUAAAGUUACCCACAAUCCAUCAGGUGUAUUACACUACGGAUCCCACAGUAGCGCAAAAUACACAACAGUACUCAACAUUCAGAACAUUAAUAUAGCAGUGAAACAAACAUUUGCUCGUAAUGAUACAGUGGAGUAAUGGUGUCCUUAGCAAAAGAAUGAAGUCACACUCUCUGUGUGUGUGUGUGUGUGUGUGUGUUAGCCAAGUUUCUAUGUUCUUUGUUUUGUGAGCUGGUCCGGUUGCGCGACUAACAUAGUCCAUGUGAAAAAACUUAGGACCCGCUGUUUUUAUCUAGUAUUCCUAGUACAGCUCCUUUAAUGACUGUUUCUUGUUGUAAUUUGUAGACAGUAGGCAGUGAACCAUACUAAAUAAUCUUUGUUCCCAUAGGAUAUUUAUGAGACACAUUCUUGUUUACUUAAUUUUAUGACGGCAUUUACAUGUAUUUGUUACAUGUAUGUGUGACAGAUUCAUGUUGAAACCGCUUGCACACUAGGUAUUGUCUGGUGCCUGUUUAGGGCAACUUUUACCAUUUUACCAGACCUGAAAUGAGCCAUCUUUCAUUAGAACUAGCCAGCUGUUAAAUCUUUGGUGUUAACAAUGACUCAUAUUGUAUGAUCAGGUAGAAGAUUGAUGAUACGACUAUCAGUGUUGUACCAUUAUGCUGAAAAAUUUUAAGAUUUGCCAUUGUCCAAAACCACUAUAUUUUGACUCCGUUUGUCUAAAGACUCCUGUGGGUGUCUCUCAGGGUACAGACAGCUGUCCAACAAAAUGCCAUCUUUGGUGAAUCAUUCUGUCAGGAAAACCCCUUUCAAAAUACCCCUGCCUUCAACUUUUUUUGUAGUGGUUUGUUGUUUUCAGGCAGACUAGACCUUCACUGCAGAGUACUAACUUGUAACAUAUACAAGAUAACCUAACACACAGCCUCAGAGGGGCUGAUUUUGCAAUAAUGACCCUCUGUCUGGAUAUUAUCAACCACAGCUUACCAAAGACAGUCAUCAUGUGACACAAAAUACAGAGGAAAAUAAAUUCAUUACAAACUAGAGUAACUUU